CUAGCACGCACGGCAGCCGGAGCACCCGGUUGGCACGUUGUAACGCUUGAUAGACAAGUGUGAGAAGAAAGGGAGAGGAGAGAAGAAGAGGAAGGAGCAGUACAGGGGGGACAGUGCAGCCCUCUGUACCAAUGGACAACACGGAUAUUUAACCAUUUGCCCAGGGAGCGCACAGACACCGCAGUCCAUGCCUCUGCCUUGCCAGGUCAUUGAUGGGAAAUCAACUGGAUCGGAUCACCCACCUCAACUACAGCGAGCUGCCCACGGGGGAUCCGUCCGGGCUAGAGAAGGACGAGCUUCGGGUCGGCGUCGCCUACUUCUUCUCUGACGAAGAGGAGGAGGUGGACGACCGCACUCCUUCUGACUGCGGCUUCACCAAAGACCACAGUCCGGCCGAGGAGGGACCGUUCUCGGUCAGCGAGGUGGAGUACUCGGCGUUCUGCUCCCAGGAAUGCAUCUUCUCCAAACUGCGGGAGAACGAGGACUUGAAUGUUUACUCGGCCAAAACUUUGCUGACUAUGUGCAAGCCAGGGGACCUGCUGGAGCUGGUGGCCACAGCGCAAGCCCCUCACUGGGCCAUCUACGAGCAGGACGACCGGGUCAUUCAUCUGCACAAGGGCGAGAUCCGCAAGGACAGCCUGCUUGAGUUCAGCAACGGUCGCCACGGGAGGAUAGUCAACAAUCGGUACCGGUACCGACCGCUUCCUCCCGACCUGGUGAUGCAGAACGCAGUGGGACACCUGGGCCUGAGCAGCGAGGAGAUAUGCUGGACCAACUCGGAAAGUUUCGCAGCCUGGUGUCGCUUUGGGAAACGGGAGUUCAAAGCCGGGGGAGAGGCACACUCCGCGGAGCAGCAGUAUUUCCUCAAGGUGCACCUGAUUGGCAGCGGGGUGCACACUCUGGUCUUUCGCAGCCUGGAGGACAUGAUCCGGGAAAGAAGGCGAGUGGACGCAAGUGGAAUUCUUAAAGAGCUGUCUUUGGUUAACGGGGGCAAGGAGUGAUCAUGGAUUCCGUUUGAUAUCCUCUCCUCCUCCUCCUCCUCCUCCCCCCCUCUCUCUCGCUCUCUCUUUCGUUCUCUCUCUCCCCCAGCUGCCUCGUUUCGCCAGCGCGCACGGACGCACAGUUUUGCGCACACAUGAACGUACUUGCACAUAAGCACACAGACGCACACACAUGCAAGGAAGGACCUGUUGGUUUUUGGACUGUCUGUUCUUGUCGUGGAUGGAUGGAUGGAUGGAUGGAUCAGCUGCCUGCGAGCUGAGCUGCGUUUGGAUCACAUGCGCCCAGAGGAAUUUCCAUCUAAUUGCAGAGUGUUGAAAACUGAGAGAGUGCGGCCAUUUAAACAGACAACGCCCCUUCAGAUCAGAAUUCGUGCUGGGAGGGACACGAUUGCCCUGCACACAUCCCAUAUACACCCCGCGCGUAUAGGGCACAAGGCUCGGUUUGGUUUUCCGUUUAAUUUCUCGGGAUAAUGGAAAUGGCCCCUUCUCUGCAUAGGGCACCUGCUGCGGCAGACCAGACGGUGAGAUUGGGGGGUAGAGGGGUGGGGUGAAAGAUAGGAUCUGGGGUGGCUAUGGAAAAGUCUCCCUUCUAUUUUUUUACUGUUAGCUUUAAGACCGGAACUGAACAUAACACCGAUCCAAGCCACUUACUAAAACACUGACCUGUGACAGUCCCAGGUUCUAUGCCUAAGCAUUUCUGGCUUGUUCAAGCUUCUCUUUGGCCAUAUCAAGACUACUGUCAUUGUCACAAUGCUGUCAUCCUGAACCACAACACUGGAUGUAUGUGUAAAUUGUAUUAUUCAUAUUGAUUUCAAUUUGAGUCUCUUAUUUUUGUAUUUACGUUUAGUGGAUUUAACCCUGAUCUCUUUUUUGGUUCAAAUAAAUGGACGUUGAAAUAUGAAAAACAA
Messenger RNA from Solea senegalensis (Senegalese sole), 1909 nucleotides. RefSeq names its product LRAT domain containing 1 (gene lratd1). The record is from RefSeq and is a predicted model, not a curated record. The transcript has 2 exons. Bases 213 to 1001 code for a protein of 262 amino acids. Lineage: Eukaryota; Metazoa; Chordata; Actinopteri; Pleuronectiformes; Soleidae.